GGUCGAUACGACGUCGUCCUUAUGGUAUCUGGCGGCAUUGGCGUGACCCCGAUGCUGAGCCUUGUCAACCAGUCUCGGCACGUCGAUCUCAAAGUCGGGAGCAAGCUGCAUUUAUUUUGGAGUGUGCGCGAGGCGAGCGAACUCUUGUGCGCCGAUCGCCUCAUGUUUCCGUUGCCCGAGUCGCUGCACCACCGCUUCUACGUGACCAAGGCCAGCGACGAAGGUCAAGUCAUGAGCGAGUCGUCGGGCCCGGUCGCGUACUACCCUGGACGCAUGCUGCUCGAUGAGAUUGUCAACAACAUCGCGUACGUUGGCAAAGCAGUGUGCGUCCUUGCGUGUGGGCCGCCGGGCCUUGUCGCUGACACACAGCGCCAUGCGCGCCAGUGCGGCUUUGACUUUCACAAGGAAGAGUUUUUGUUUUAACGAGACAUAUCGUUUGUAUAAC
Molecule: messenger RNA, 445 nt
Organism: Saprolegnia parasitica CBS 223.65
Lineage: Eukaryota; Oomycota; Saprolegniomycetes; Saprolegniales; Saprolegniaceae
Exons: 1
Coding region: 22-423 (133 amino acids)
Cellular component (GO): plasma membrane
Molecular function (GO): oxidoreductase activity
Source: RefSeq, a predicted model, not a curated record